AAAAAUGAUUGAUAGAUGGAUGUAUGCUGCGACCUGGAAUCUGGGUUUCGGAUUUCGCUGUAGAACGAAUUAACACAAGAAUUUUCCCUUAUUUUUUUGUCUUUUCUCUUUCGUUUCAUUGAUAAAACUGAGUGUGUAUUUGUUCUGUUGUGGUUUAGUUGACUAAUGGAUUCUCAGACCAACACUGAGGACUGCCUUGCGUGGGACGCCACAGAUCCAUCUGGAGUUUUAUCACCAUACAAAUUCAGUCGCAGGCCUCUCCGAAGUGACGAUGUCUCCAUUAAAAUUACUCACUGUGGAAUCUGCUACGCUGAUGUUAUUUGGUCGAGGAAUAUUCUUGGAGAUUCAAAGUAUCCUGUGGUGCCAGGGCAUGAGAUUGAUGGUAUUAUGAAGGAGAUCGGUUCCAAUGUUCAACGCUUCAAGGUCGGUGAUCACGUUGGAGGGGGAACUUAUGUCAACUCAUGCAGAGAUUGUGAGUAUUGUAAUGUUGGCUUCGAAGUUCAGUGUGAAAAACUGAAGGUUCCCACGUUUAAUGGUAUUGAUGUGGAUGGAACGGUCACAAAAGGUGGAUAUUCUAGCUUUGUUGUUGUCCAUGAAAGGUAUUGCUUCAAAAUACCAAACAACUAUCCUUUGGCUUCAACAGCACCUCUGCUUUGUGCUGGAAUCACUGUUUAUACACCAAUGAUGCGCCAUAGCAUGAACCGACCUGGAAAAUCUUUAGGAGUGAUUGGGCUUGGCGGUCUUGGUCACAUGAACCAGAAGCUUAUCAUCAAACACAGCCGACUAAAGAAACUCAGCUUGUGGGGUUGUUCUGGAUUAGAUGCUUUAUGUUUGAAUUGUAAGGGUUUGGUAAAGUCAGAAAGGAUGCUUGCUGAAUUGAUGCAAUGA
This is a messenger RNA of Hibiscus syriacus, 888 nucleotides long. Its product is annotated as probable cinnamyl alcohol dehydrogenase 1. The transcript is spliced from 6 exons. The record is from RefSeq and is a predicted model, not a curated record. The coding region runs from base 166 to 888 and encodes 240 amino acids. NCBI's taxonomy places the organism in Eukaryota, Viridiplantae, Streptophyta, Magnoliopsida, Malvales, Malvaceae. Gene Ontology annotation, molecular function: zinc ion binding; oxidoreductase activity, acting on the CH-OH group of donors, NAD or NADP as acceptor.